Messenger RNA from Cynoglossus semilaevis (tongue sole), 1871 nucleotides. RefSeq names its product alpha-(1,3)-fucosyltransferase 9-like. NCBI's taxonomy places the organism in Eukaryota, Metazoa, Chordata, Actinopteri, Pleuronectiformes, Cynoglossidae. The transcript is spliced from 2 exons. Gene Ontology annotation, cellular component: membrane. Gene Ontology annotation, molecular function: alpha-(1->3)-fucosyltransferase activity. The record is from RefSeq and is a predicted model, not a curated record. The coding region runs from base 666 to 1772 and encodes 368 amino acids.
ACUAGGAGCAUUUCUACUAAUAAUAAGUACUAAUAAUUGCUUAUACUUUUGUAGUGCCUUUCAAGAUACCCAAGGAACUUUACAUGAGCAUCAGCAAAUCUAAGAGUUGGGGGAGUAAGAAACCGAUGAGAGGGAGGGGGAAAGGAAACACUAAAAGGGGAGGGAAGCAGAAAAUGUAGACCAAGGAGUGGGCUGACUGACAGUAAGAGUUUUGUGGCAGUUUUAAAGAGGUGGGUUUUGAGGGAUACAUGUUUUAAUAAUUAAUCAAAUUCAAAUGGAAGGCAGUACUAAGGACAACAACAAUCAAGUGCAAGGACAUUUAUUAAAUCAGUUUAGGUUGAUAACUGUUAAUCAAGUAUGGACUCACAGCCAGUGUUGGUGGUGGUAUCUGUGUUGACUCAGCUCCUUACAGCAUGAAUCAAUUCAGUUUAGAUAGACAGUAUCAUAUCCUGGACCUCCUUUAAUCCUACUGGUCGAUCUGAAAAAAACAAAGCCACGCCUCCAACUUCCUGAUACGAGAGGUUAGAUUUUAUACACCUGUAAUAAUAUAUUAUCACCUCAUAACUUCAGAAGCGCUUGUGAUGUGAGAUUUCUACUCCUAUUUCGUAGUUUCACUGUCAUUUUUCUCCUUCAAGAGGUGAGCGAGCUCACACCAAGGCUUUCUGAUGAUCACUCUGCGCCACGUUGCCUUUGGCUUUGCCAUAAUUCUCAGUAUCUUUGUCAUUUUUCUGACAUAUUACAAACCUAAUUUCAAGCUCCCUGCUUUGACCUUUUACCAGGAGAGGGUGAACAUCUCCUGCCAAUGUGCUAACACAAGCUGUCCCUCAGACCUCCAGGUCACACCCACUCCCACUGAUGUCAAGAAAAACCAGGUGGACACUAGGCCUGACACCAUCGUGUUGCUCUGGAUGUGGCCCUUUGGCGUCAAACACCCUCUCAGCUGUGAUGAAUUUAACAUCACAGGAUGCCAUGUGACCGUUGACAAGUCGGUUUACCAUCAAGCCCACGGGGUUCUCUUUCACCACAGAGACAUUGGUAACACAGUCAUGCCAACAGAGCUCCGCCCCUGGUUUCAAAAAUGGAUCUGGUUUAACAUGGAGUCACCCGUGUACUCAGGUGUAUUACCAAGUCUUGAUAAUGUAUUCAACUUGACCAUGAGUUAUCGACUUGAUUCGACCAUCUUAAUACCUUACGGUACUCUGGAACUACUGCAAUCCAAAAGAGAGUCUUUAGAACUGCCGGCAAAGAACAAGCUGCUCUGUUGGAUCGUUAGUCACUGGGAACAACGUUUAGAGAGAGUACGGUACUUUCAAGAACUGAAAAAAUAUAUCAACGUAUCACUUUAUGGAAACGCUUUUGGGAACGCCGUGGGAGACGAUGACUACAAGGACAUUGUAUCCAGUUGUAAAUUUUAUCUGGCAUUUGAAAACUCUGUUUGCAAAGACUAUAUUUCGGAGAAAUUAUUUCUCCCUUUGGAAUUAGGGACUGUACCUGUAGUUCUGGGGCCUCCGAGGAAAAACUAUGAACGUGUGGUUCCUCCUGACUCAUUCAUUCACGUGGAUGACUUUUCCUCUCCAAAACAACUGGUAGAGAGGCUGCUUUACCUUGACCAAAAUAAUGAGGAAUACCUGAAAUUGUUAGAAUGGAAGAACUGGUUUAAAGUGAUACAUCAUAAAUUUGGUCAUGAGGCUGCCUGCAAAACCUGUAGAUACCUGCAGAUAAACAGAGGCUACCAGGUUUUUCAUAAUCUUAAUAAGUGGUACUGGGACUAACAAAUUUGCCGCCUCCAUGAGAAAAAGGUAAUGCUUUCCUUUUUGUUUGUUUAUUUGUCUUUAAAUCUAUUGAUUAAAUCACUUGGGUAUGAUUCAGAA